Messenger RNA from Lytechinus pictus (painted urchin), 5562 nucleotides. RefSeq names its product nucleolar and coiled-body phosphoprotein 1-like. Gene Ontology annotation, cellular component: nucleolus; nucleoplasm. The transcript has 6 exons. Gene Ontology annotation, molecular function: protein binding. The record is from RefSeq and is a predicted model, not a curated record. The coding region runs from base 124 to 3045 and encodes 973 amino acids. Lineage: Eukaryota; Metazoa; Echinodermata; Echinoidea; Temnopleuroida; Toxopneustidae.
GUCACAGUACCAGAAUAAGACUCCGUUACGGUCGGCACCACGUGUGAAUGUGAAGAAAGAGAGUCGAAGGGAUAAAGUUCUGCUCAUAUUUUUCACUAUUUCGACAUGAUUUAACACCCUAAGAUGGCAGAAGCUACUCCAAGUCAAUUGUUCCCUCACGUUUUGAAAUAUUUAAUUCAAAAUAAACUUGAAAAGGCAGCAAAAUGGUUCAAAAAGGAAACCGGAACGCGUGCUCCUGAUAGUGGUCAGCCAUCAAUUAUGGAUUUCUAUAAGUCUUGGUGGAAGGAAGAUAAGACAUCCACCAAAAGGAAAGCGGAGAGUAGCCAGGCAGCUUCCAGUGGACAAUCUAAAGCUAAGAAGCCUAAGAAGAGUGAAGCUAGCAGUAGUGAGUCGAGUUCAGAUAGCAGUGAUGAUGACGAACCUGCAACUGCAAAGAAGGCGCCGGUUAAACAAGUCGCAGCCAAGGCCUCGGCACUGAAAAGAAAGAAAGAGGAGUCGAGCUCGGAGGAAUCGAGCAGUGAAGAAGAAUCAACAAGUGCUCCAAGGAAGAAAGUGCCGACAGUGACUCCUGCCAAAAAACAAAAGGAGGAAAGUUCGAGCAGUGAGGAGGAAUCUAGUGCAGAUGAAACGAAGCCUGCCAUCCCUUCAAAGAAGGUUGCAAAGAAAAAACAAGAAUCAAGCAGUGAGGAAAGCUCAAGUGAUGAGGAAGAAGCAUCUGCUCGUAAUAAUGUCCCAGUAAAUAAAGCAAAAAAGCAACAAAAAGCGGUUUCUAGUUCUGACUCGGACUCUUCCUCGACAGACGAAGAAGUGGUAAAACAGAAUGCAGCAAAGUCAAAAGCUAAGAAGGCUGUGAAAGUAGCAGCAAAGUCCAAACCAGCCGAGUCUAGUAGCUCAGACAGCGAUUCGGACGAAGAUGAAAAGCAACCGCAAAAGCCAAAACAGACACAGAAAAAGGCAAUUAAAGCAAAACCAGUCAAAAAAGCAGAAUCCAGCAGUUCAGAUAGUGAUGAUGAUGUUGCCCCCAAACCGGUAAAGGUUGCCACACCCACUUCAAAGUCAUCCGCUGGUGCUUCAAAGGAAUCGGGAACGUCGGAUAGUGAGAGUGACUCAGAGGAAGAAGCUCCCAAGAAAGUGAAACCAACUGCAAAGGCCACUGCCACAAAGACUGAGUCAUCUGAAUCCUCUGAAAGUGACUCUUCAGAUGAUGAAGGUGAUGCCAAAUCAAAAACUACAAAGAAAAGUACAGGUGUAACUACAAGUAAAGCCAAAGCACCUCCUGCAAGUAGUUCUGAUAGUGACUCAUCAUCCGAUGAAGAAUUCACCAAAGUGAAACCAUCUCCAAAGGUGACUAAAGCCACCCCUAAAACGAAAUCUGCGACCAAGAAGGCUGCCUCAAGCAGUUCUGAAAGUGAUUCUUCGUCAGAUGAAGAAGAGAGUAAAAAGCCGACAAAUGCUGUAAAGACUCUUAAGAAACAAACUAAAUCUCCUGCAGUAAAGAAGCCAGCUAAGGAAAGUAGUUCCGAAUCAGAAAGCGAUUCGGAUGAUGAAGCUGCGCCUAGCAAAGCCACCAAAUCUCCUGCAGCAAAAAAGCCAGCCAAGGAAAGUAGUAGUUCCGAGUCAGAAAGUGAUUCAGACGACGAUGCAGCACCUAGCAAACCAUCAAAAUCUCCUGUGGUAAAAAAGCCAGCAAAGGAUGAAGCAGCCCCUGGCAAACCAACAAAAUCACCUGCGGCAAAGAAGCCAGCUAAGGAAAGCAGUAGUUCUGAAUCAGAAAGUGAUUCAGAAGAAGAAGCAGCACCCAGCAAACCAACUAAAUCUCCUGCAGUUAAGAAGCCAGCCAAGGAAAGCAGUAGUUCUGAAUCAGAAAGCGAUUCGGAUGAUGAUGCAGCAACUAGCAAAUCAACUAAAUCUCCUGCAGUAAAGAAGCCGGCCAAGGAAAGCAGUAGUUCCGAAUCUGAAAGUGAUUCAGACGACGAAGCAGCACCCAGCAAACCAACUAAAUCUCCUGCAGUUAAGAAGCCAGCCAAGGAAAGCAGUAGUUCAGAAUCUGAAAGUGAUUCAGACGACGAAGCAGCACCCAGCAAACCAACUAAAUCUCCUGCAGUUAAGAAGCCAGCCAAGGAAAGCAGUAGUUCUGAGUCAGAAAGCGAUUCAGAUGACGAAGCUGCGCCUAGCAAACCAACUAAAUCUCCUGCAGUUAAGAAGCCAGCCAAGGAAAGCAGUAGUUCUGAAUCUGAAAGCGAUUCAUCAGAUGACGAAGCAGCGCCUAGCAAACCAUCAAAGUCACCUGCAGUUAAGAAGCCAGCCAAGGAAAGCAGUAGUUCCGAGUCAGAAAGCGAUUCAGACGAUAAUGCAGCGCCUAGCAAGCCUAAAACCACAAAAGGAACUGUGAAGGGAUCUAACACCAUUAGGGUUAAUGGUGUAAAGCAUGGUGAUGAAUCCGAUAGUAGCGACAGCUCCGAAUCAGAAGACGAAAAGAAGCCUAUUCAGAAGAAACAAGUAUUAACAAAGCCGAAGAAGAGUCGUCCAUCUUCAAGCAGUGAAAGUGACAGUGAUGAGGAGACGCAAAAGAAGAAACCUGUCGCGAAAGGAACACCGAUCAAAGCCGUCAAGGCAGUACAGAAAACACCAAAUACAGUCCCAAAGAUGAAGAAGAAGAGUCGUCCAUCAUCAAGCAGUGAUAGUGAUAGUGACGAGGAGGAGACGGAAACAAAUAAGCCUGUUGCGAAAGGAACACCAACCCAAGCCGUCGGCGAGAUUCAGAAAACGCCAAAUACAGUCCCAAAGGCAAAGAAGGGGAAGAAAGCGAACACACCAUUUCGUAGGGUGAAAGAAGAGGACCAUGAGAUUGAUGAGCGUCUCAAAGACAACUCAUUUGAUGCCAAGAGGGGAGCUUUUGGCUGCUGGGGUGAGCGAGCUAACAGAGACUUGAAGGUCGUCAAAGGCAAGGCAUUCCGCCACGAGAAGACCAAGAAGAAGAGGGGAAGCUACCGAGGGGGGCAGAUCUCCACCACCGUCAACUCCAUCAAGUUUGACAGUGAUUGAAUGGUUGCCAUGGAAACUGAUGAUCUGCAGGUGAAAUCUGCCUGAGUCCAGUUUCUUGGGAUCGCAGACAUUUGCUUGACUCUCGUGUAAUUGACUGAAAAGAUUUUAAUAGUGCAGCUUGUGCAUCUGCUGGUCUGAAAAUGUGCGUCUACUAAGGCGAUUACUCAGCUUAAGCGGACCCUACUACACAUUGGAUCUUAUUGUGUUUGAUGAAAGCAUGACAAUCGUUUCCAUCAUUCAUUUGUUGGAAAUUAAUUUAGCCUCGAAGAGCCUAUAUUCACGAGUAUUAUUGGCAGUCCACUGUGAUACAUACUUUGCCAGCAUUUAAAGGGCAGUGUGAUGGCAAAAUUCAGUGUAAACUCCAAUGCCUUGAUAGAGUGUGAAACUGUAAAAGGCAGAGACUGGAUAUCAUUUUUGUGGUCUGGGGGUGUUUAAUGUAGCCAUUUGCAACUAGUGAUGACCCUUUCUUCUGCAAAAUGAGAAACAGAAAAGUUUCCCUAUUUUAUCACAAUGGGAGUUAAAUUUCUAUGAAUCCUUCAAAUGAUUGUUCAGAACUAUAAUCUGGACGGGUACCCUGUCAUUUGUAAAGUCGUGUGACGGUUACGAAACAGCUAUAGGAAAUACCUCCCGAUUUGAUGCUAUGUUGGUAUGAUACUACAUGUAAUAUUCUUAUUAUUAUCCAAUGUAUUAUUAUUUCCUUUUUUUUCUCAAAUUUGUUUCUUCAUCACUUUGAUACCUGUAUCCUUAAAGGAGAAUGAAACUCUUGGAGCAAGUUAGCUUUUGUGAAAGCAGAAAAAUCAAAGAAUAAGAUCAACAAAACUUUGAGUAAAAUAGGACUAGCAAUAAAAGAGUUAUGAGCAUUUGAAUGUCGAGAUCACUAAUGCUAUGGAGAUCCUCCCAUUGGCAAUGCGACCAAGAUCUGUGAUGUCACACACGUACAACUCUCCCAUUCGGACACUGAAAAUAUACCCCAAAACAUCUCUUUUUGCUCAUUCUAAUCAUAUGACAAACGAUUCAUCAAUGAUAUAGUGUUGUGAAACCUCUGUACUUGUCAUCUCAUAAAGAAAACACCUAACCUUGUGAUAGACUCUAUAAAAGUGAGAAUAUAAGUGAAAUAAGUACCAAAUUAAUGAGGGAGUUGUACGUGUGUGAUAUCACAGAUCUUGGUCGCAUUGCCGAUGGGAGGAUCUACAUGACACUAGUGAUCUCAAUAUUCAAAUGCUCAUAACUUUCUUAUUAUUCAUUCAAUCUUCCUCAAACUUUCAACAAUAUGUUUCUCUGAUUUUUCUCUUUGAUAUGGAUUCAGCUAGUUUCAAGGGUUUCAUUCUCCUUUAAGCCAUUCUUUUUGUUGGGACUCAGGGUUUCAAUAAAAAUUACUCUUGAUUGAGUUAUGUUUUUGAGAUGUUAUCUAAUGUUACCUCAAAAUGGUAUGUUUAAUGAGAUUUUUCUACAUAUCAUUUUGCUUCAAAGUUUUGCCUGAUAUUGUUAGCAACCUGUUAUAAUCAUAAUGAAUGAAUAUUGACUCUUAUUUCAUUUUAUUUAAUCUUCUAUGAAUUAUCUGUGAUUUGUUAUACCACAACUCUGUUUAUGGUGUUCAUAAUGCCUUUAUUUUAUCUUUUUUAUCCUGUUUUAUUCUGCAAGGGGUUUUAAGGACAGUCAAAUUAACAAUUUUCUGAAGUCAUUGAAGUCACAUUCAUUAAUUUAUUUGUGCUUUUUUAGUACAAACUAGAAAUUUUGAUUAAUUCUUUUAACUCGUUACAAUUAAGAUUUUCAAUUUAAUUCCAGAUUUGGGUGAGCCACAAAAUCAUUUGAAGCCCUUUGCAAAAUUGUUUCAUUCAAUUAAAAAAAAAAGCAUGAAAUGAAAUAAUGUAAAAUUUUUGCAUUUACAUGACAUUGUAUUUUUAGUUACUGUUUUACCUACUUUUAUUUACUUUGUCAAAACCAACCACACUGAUUGUAUAUGUCCACCCGUACAUAAUUUUUUAAAUGUUUAUUUUGUGCUAGGCGAGACACUCUAGAUCGAACAUGAAGUAUUAAAGCCUGUAAAUUAUAACACAGCUGGUUUUUUUUUUUUUGGGGGGGUCACUGUUGUGUUUACAGUACUGAUAAUGUAACCCGUAAUUGAUAAUUCCAAUGAUGUUUUUGUUACAGUCAGUAGUUGUGUUAAAUAGGUAGCUGUCUACUUGGGUGAAUUUAUUUAUUCAUUAAUUGUUCUCUGAAAGUCUUGAAUUUUGAUUUGAGUUUGUGAUAUAUCUAUAAAAAAAAUCUGAUCUUAAAAAAGGAAGGGAAAAGAGAUGGCUCAGUUGCACAAGCAGAGAGGAGAUAUGUCGAUUAUAAAGAUACUUUCAAAAUGUACUUUGUAAAUUUGUAAAUCAUGUUUACGCACUGUAAUAGGGAUUCAAAUGUAUUUCUUUUAUUUUCAGAGGAAUGUAAGAGAGCAUUCAUGAUCGGUUUGUUACUGAAAUUCACGAAUGUUAAGGAUGAUGUAAAAAUUUGAACGAAAAUUUAGUAAUUUCA